Molecule: messenger RNA, 2256 nt
Organism: Corylus avellana
Lineage: Eukaryota; Viridiplantae; Streptophyta; Magnoliopsida; Fagales; Betulaceae
Product: ubiquitin domain-containing protein DSK2b
Biological process (GO): ubiquitin-dependent protein catabolic process
Cellular component (GO): cytosol
Molecular function (GO): polyubiquitin modification-dependent protein binding
Source: RefSeq, a predicted model, not a curated record
AAGUCACCUCCGAUUCCCCUCCCUUGUUACAAGUAUAUAAUAGUUUUGUUCACCUCAAAUUUUUUUCCUUCUUUUUUUCUCUAUUUCUGCAUUUUCUCCGUACAAACACCUCUCUCUCGUAGCUAUUAAAUCUCUCUCCUUCAUCUAGUUCACAAUUUUCUAGGGUUAGGGUUUCCAAUACCUUGUUCAUCGUCGAUCUAUAAUUUUCGUUUUUUUUUUUUAAUUCUCUUUUGUUUUUUUUUUCCUUAAUUUAAAGAGGGGGUGGGAGACUAUGGGGGGUGAUGGAGCUGCGGAGGAGGGAACCGAAUCCAGCGGUCGAGAGGGAGUCACCGUCAACGUGCGGUGCUCCAACGGCUCGAAGUUUUCCGUCCAGAUUGGGCUGGACUCCACCGUCGGAUCGUUCAAGGACGCUUUGGCCCAGAAGUGCGAUAUACCGUCAGAUCAACAGAGGCUGAUUUACAAGGGUCGGAUCCUCAAGGACGAUCAGACCCUUCAAAGCUACGGCUUGGAGGCAGAUCAUACUGUCCACUUAGUUCGUGGUUUUGCACCAGCUGCUGCACCAGCCAAUGCUGCUGGUGGAACCAAUCCGGGAGGUCCAACUACCACUCAAAGUAAUACUAGAAGUGUUGGUUCAAAUGAAGGUGAGGCAAUGGGAGGAGCUGGUUUUGGAGCUUCACUACUUCCUGGACUCGGUAUUAAUGGGAUGGAUGGUGGUGCUGGUGGUUUGUUUGGAGCUGGGUUUCCAGAUUUUGAACAGGUGCAACAACAGCUGACUCGGAACCCAAACAUAAUGAGAGAAAUAAUGAAUAUGCCUGUUGUUCAAAACCUAAUGAAUAACCCCGAUAUAAUGCGGAACUUGAUUAUGAGUAAUCCUCAAAUGCGUGAAAUCAUUGAUCAAAACCCUGAGCUAGCACAUGUACUUAAUGAUCCCAGCACUCUCCGUCAGACACUUGAAGCUGCAAGAAACCCAGAGCUCAUGCGUGAGAUGAUGCGCAACACUGACAGAGCAAUGAGCAAUAUUGAAUCUUCUCCUGAGGGAUUCAAUAUGCUGAGGCGCAUGUAUGAAAAUGUUCAAGAGCCAUUCCUGAAUGCAACGACAAUGGCUGGGAAUACCGGAAACGAUAAUGCGAACCCAUUUGCAGCUCUUUUGGGGACCCAAGGUGGGGACCAGGCCAUAAAUCCAUCAAGUACAUCACCAACCGCUGGUUCUGAGACGGCUGCUGGUUCUCCUGCUCCCAAUACUAACCCACUUCCAAAUCCUUGGACAGCUACUGCCACAGCUGGAGCUGUCCAAACAAACACCACGAGGUCAACUCCUAUUGGGGAUGCUAGGGCACAGGCACCUGCUGGCUUAGGUGGGCUUGGUCUUCCGGGGCUUGAAGGCAUGCUUGGUACAAUGCCGGAUGCUUCUUCAGUCAAUCAGUUGAUGCAAAAUCCAGCUAUUUCGCAGAUGAUGCAAAGCAUCCUUUCCAACCCUCAAUAUAUGAAUCAGAUUAUUGCUCUCAAUCCCCAGAUGCGCAGUUUCCUUGAUUCCAAUUCUCAACUUAGGGAAAUGAUGCAGAACCCAGAAGUUCUUCGCCAGUUGACUUCUCCUGAUACAAUGCAGCAACUGUUGACUUUUCAACAAGCUCUUCUGUCUCGGCUUGGUCAGCAGCAGUCAACACAGGAACAGGGUCAGACUGGAGGAGGUACAGCAGGACCAUUGAACAACACUGGGUUGGAGAUGUUGAUGAACAUGUUUGGUGGACUCGGGGCUGGCAGCCUGGCUGUUCCUAAUAGAUCUAAUGUGCCGCCAGAAGAACUCUAUGCUACUCAGCUGUCGCAGCUUCAAGAAAUGGGUUUCUUUGACACACAAGAGAAUAUACGGGCCUUGAUUGCCACUGCAGGUAAUGUUCAUGCUGCGGUGGAGCGACUUUUGGGGAACUUGGGCCAGUAGUUUCGUAUAGUUAUUAUCCCUUUUUAUCUGAUUAGCGUCUGCCAUUUUGAGUUCUGAGAUUGGUCGCAUAGGGCCUCAGUUGUAUUCAAGCACUCAUCUUGGGUACAAAUAAGUCUGAAUUAUAUCCAAAUUAUGUCAGCAAGAGCUAUAAAAUUGGUGUAGGUUAUCAAAAUUGGACUUCCCUCUCUCUCAAGGGGUCUGGCAGGCCCGAGUUUCUUGUACAUUCUUAAUGUUAAGAUGCGACUUGUGAUGAUAUGAAUUGUUUGCCACAUUUAUCGACUACAUUGGAAUUUAUGACAUUUUUGUUAUAAUUGUUAUCA